Messenger RNA from Gadus morhua (Atlantic cod), 4223 nucleotides. RefSeq names its product SPRY domain-containing protein 3. The coding region runs from base 278 to 1522 and encodes 414 amino acids. Gene Ontology annotation, molecular function: protein binding. The transcript has 11 exons. NCBI's taxonomy places the organism in Eukaryota, Metazoa, Chordata, Actinopteri, Gadiformes, Gadidae. The record is from RefSeq and is a predicted model, not a curated record.
GGAGGUACUUCCGUCAUCGCUUGGACAGAAAAUAACUCUUGAUACGAUUGGGUCAGAACAAAAUCGACGGCGAUACUUUAGUUGUUAAACAGCAGGAAAUAAAUGUGACAUCAAAGGUCUUGGAUAGUAUGAGGAUAACGUAAGGUAUCUACGUAUUAAAAUUACGUCAUAAACCAUAGCAAUGGUGUUUAACACUUAUUGAAUCGUCAGUUAGUUUAGUUAAGAAGUGGUGAUGCAUUCAAGUGCACUUCCUAAACUGGUUUGACCACAUCAGAAAAUGGACGACAUAAACCUUCACUACCGCUUCCUGAACUGGAGGCGGCGGAUUCGGGAGAUUCGAGAAGUCCGAGCCGUGCGGUACCGGGAGCGGUUCAAGAAGAUCCAGAGGAACGGUGACGUGCUGCGAUAUCAUGGGAACUCGGAUGAGGUGGGCUGUUACGUCGCCCCCCGCCCAGUGUCUAAAGGAAACUGCUAUUUUGAGGUGACCAUCAUCGACACGGGGGUGAGGGGGAUGAUCGCCGUGGGCCUGGUGCCCCAGAACUACAAGCUGGAUCAUCAGCCCGGCUGGCUGCCCCAGUCGGUGGCCUACCACGCCGACGACGGCAAGCUCUACAACGGUAACACGGUAGGUCAGCAGUUUGGACCCAAGUGUAACCGUGGCGACAGGAUUGGCUGUGGAAUCUUCAUUGAUCCUCUCAGCGAUGGAAAGAUUACAGUGUUCUUCACCAAGAACGGCAAGGAGGUAGGUAAGGUGGAGGUGGGCCGCCCCCCCGAGGGGCUCUACCCCGCCCUGGGGAUGCACUCGCUGGGGGAGGAGGUGCAGCUGGACCUGCACGCCGAGUGGCGGAGGGAGGACGAGGACGGCAUGAUGAUCGUGGACAGCCACGAGGACGACUGGGGCCGCCUGCACGACGUCACGGCCACCGGCACGCUGCUGGAGUACCGGGGCAAGGGGAAGAGCAUGGUGGACGUGGGUCUGGCCCAGGCCCGCUGGCCCCUGGACACGCAGGCCCACUACUACGAGCUGGAGAUCAUGAGCGGCGGGGAGAAGUGCUACAUCGCCCUGGGGCUGGCGCGCAGGGACUACCCUAAGAACAGACACCCUGGGUGGAGCAGAGGAUCUAUCGCAUACCACGCUGACGACGGCAAGAUGUUCCACGGCAGUGGGGUGGGGGACCCCUUCGGACCCCGCUGCAACCAGGGGGACCUCAUGGGCUGUGGCAUCAUGUUCCCCAGGGACUACAACCAGGAAACAGGCGACGACUCUGAGGACUGGGAGCCGGACACCCAGCCCAAGGACAGCCAGGUGCAGAACGACCUGUACGCCAACAACGAGGAGGACGAGGAGGAGGGGGACGAGGAGGGGGAGGGGGGCCAGAAGGUCACGGUGUUCUUCACGCGGAACGGGAAGCUGGUGGGCCGCAGGGAGGUGGUGCUGCCACCAGGGGGCUUCUACCCCACGGUGGGCAUGAUGAGCACGGGGGAGAAGGUCCGCGUGGAGCUGCACCCCCUCAGCGGCUGACCCCCAGGGACCCACCCGGGCCCCCCCCUCAGCGGCUGACCCCCAGGGACCCACCCGGGCCCCCCCCCCUCAGCGGCUGACCCCCAGGGACCCACCCGGGCCCCCCCCCCCCUCAGCGGCUGACCGGCGAGCCCCCAGGGACCAUACCUGGGCCCCCCCCCCCCUCAGUGGCUGACUAGGGGACCCCCAGGGCCGUCCCUGGGCCUCAGCACUCCUCCAGGAUCCUGCAGCCCCCUGGACCGGGGUCCGGUGGACCCUAGACCAGCCGGACCCCCAAGCUGAGCUCCACGGAGGACCACCGUGCGUUCACUGCCAAGGUUUCUAUCUUCUGUCCCCACUGGGUCCUGGUCGACCAACACUAGCCGGGCCUGGAGCUCAGCGUCCACCUCCAACCAAUCCCCUCUGUGUGAACAAUCAGCAGGCUAACGAGCUCUGCUGUGAUUGGCUGGUUCUGGGGUCUGUCAGUGUGGGAGUGUGGUAGCCAGAUGUUAAGAGAACUGAUCUCGGGUCAGCCCUGAGGGGGAAAGGGCUGCCCUGCAUCAGAGGGGGGUCUCUAUAGUUUACAAAGAUCAUAACACGACACAUGAAUGCUGUUCCAUAACAUAUCUCCAUGUUUUAAAUGUUGCUUGACCGCUAACUCCAAAAUAGUUUACCGAAGGCGACAGAGAAAGGGGAGACACCACUUAUUUUUAUAUUUGGCUCUAAGAGUUGAACAAAAGUAGACCAUAAGAACCAUUUUAGACCUUACGCCACCCUCAUCCUAUUGAAUAAAGAGAUUUGAUAUUUUAAACAUUAUACAGUAUGUUCAAGGGUUUCUGUUUAACUGUCUCCUGCUGCUGGUGACGGGCAUGAACAGGUGAAGCUCCCUGCUGGGAUGGAGUCUGCAGUCCGCAGUAACUCAGUGCUGAGGACAGAGUGGGCAACAUGCUGGCAGUGUUGUAGAGAGGAGCGCGCUGAAUGACAAUCAGUCUGCUGUUUUAUUUAUAUCACUUGAACAACAGCUAGAGCGCCAUCGGGAAAUGUUGGUUGCGUAACUAGAUUCUAGCAAACCUGAACACGGCGACAUUAGACUAGUGAUUCUGCUUGUUAGGGUUUAUGCUUGUUGUUUGGUGUGAAUUCACAGACCGGAAGUCUGUCCUGAAACCACUAGGCUCUGCAGCCUGACGCCGUCCAGACACUCUUCCGGUAGUCUGAAGAACAUUACAGGUUAAAGACCGAUAUGCAUAAUAGCUUGUACUUCAGAAUCGUCUAAGCUGUGCCAGAGUACCCAAUAUAAAUUAUCAAACCAAAACUGCUACUUUAUAUAUUAAUUACUAUUAUACUAUUAAUAUAAUAUAAUUAACAAUUUCCAAAUGUGCCGGGUAUAUUUUGUAUCUGUUAAUGAUGAUAUGCCCCAGACCUCAUGAUAAGUACCCCUGAUGAAUACCCUUAAACCAUCUAGCCCUAUGGUCAAACCCAGUAUCAUUGAACCCAUUCAUCCCUAGGGCCAAACAGAACCAUUACACCCAUAUACUCCUCUGGUCAAACCCAGACCUAUUAAACCCAUCUAGCCCUCUGGUCAAACAGAGUGUCCUCCAGGCUGACUCCCCAUCAGACACCAGGCAGGGACUGGACUGAAUCCCAAAGGUUGUUUUAAAAUGGCCACUUAAGCACUCCCAAUGAGCUCUGAAAAGUAUGUCUGCUUUUCACCUCACCGAGACCCCAUACUCCAUCCUAAAGUGACCAUGGUGCUACAGCACCCUUAUGACCAACAAAACAACCACCACAUGGACUGCGUGGUGAAUUCAGGCUUAAAGAGGACCAUCAUUUACUGGAAGCUGAAAGGCUAUGGGUUCGAUCCCCGGUGUCCCAGCCUGCCUGCUCCUCCAUGACCUUUAUCUGAAUGUCCUGGAGGUCACUAAGCAUCGGAAGAAUACAAAUCGGGAGAGGAAUCGGUCAUAAAGUGUCUGCUAAAUACAAAUCGAAUGAGGAAUUAAAGUGAAAUCGAAAUGAGCCUUACCGCAGGAAAGGAGGAACCGUCAGAAUAUUAGUUAUUAAUGAAGCCGAAGGAAUAUUUGGCUGUUAAAAAAAAAAAAAGGCUUUUCCAAGCAAGUGAUGCAAUAUGCUUUACAUAGUCAGCACUUUAAAAUGCAGAACCUUAACGUUUGGACUUCUAUAGAGCUGAAUAUUAAUGGGCCAAUAUAAAGCUUGUUUAUUUAGGAAAAACAACACUUAUGUCCGUGUUCAGACACGUCAGUGAUGCGGUUUGAAUACUUCUUUGUCUUCUCAUUGUUCCAGUGUGUGCAUGUAUCUUUUCUAUUUAAUAGACUGAUAAUGUUCUAUUUUGAGUACUAAAACGGACGAUGUACAUAACGCAAAGUCCGUUCUGUCUCCUGGGGUUGAAUCUCGGAUCAAUCCUGGUUCUUCAGUCGGAGACUAAAGCGUUCACUGUUUUAAUGCCAAAUCAUUUUUUAAUGUUUGUUCAUAUGUUUAAGUGGCAAAAAAUCAAAAUACAACCAAAAAAUGCCUGAAAUAGUGUUUGAGAACUUGAGGCACAGCCAAUUGCUGCUGGAUCCAAUCCCAAAUGUAUAAGUGUGUCUUGAUUGAGCACAAUGCCUAAUCCCUCCUUACUCCUGAUCGGCACGCAUACACCAAUUCACUGUAAGCUGUGUGAAUGAGUGUCUCAAUGACUCGAUUAAAGGUAAAGGGCUGUAGACUAUUA